CAUGGUAGCAUCGUGUACAUUGCACAGUGUCAUGUAGUCGAAUUUUGUAGACUCUGAUUUAGUUUCUCACUGUGCACUGGUUGUAUGCAUUGGUUCGGGGAGUACUUUGAGUGCAGCUGACAACAUUAACGACAUGUUGCAAGCUAUCGUUAGCGGCCGGACUCCGGUCGUUCGGCUCCUCGCUCCCCGUGGUGGUGUUCUAGUUGAAGCUGUUCGGGGAAGAAAGUCCCGCAGUGAUCCGAAAGCGAAGUCCAAAGAAGGACGUAUCAAGUACCCACCGCCUGUAGACCCAAUGGAGAUGGUAGUCCUAAAAGAAAGAUUCACCGAGUAUACUCUGAUAAUGAAAGCCCUGCGGAUGCAGUUUAAAGAGGAGAUGUUGCGGAAGCGGUACGAGCAGGAGGUUGGUUCCCUGGCGGAGGAACGAGCCAAACAGGAGGCAGAAGAGCAUCGAUCUUUAAUGGCCUGGAAUGACGCUGAAAACCUCAGACUACGUAAAUUACGAGAGCUCCGUCUACAGAGAGAGGCAGAAGUUGCAGAGCUGAAGAGAAAAGAGGCAGCCAUCUUACAACAGCAGGAGAUGGAGAAUUACAUAAAACAGAAAGAAAAAGAGAUACAGCAGCUAGAGGAUGAGGCACAGAGCUUCAUUACUCUGGAGAAUCUGGAUCAGCGUAUUGAGGAAGCGCUUGACAACCCCAAAAAUUACAACUUUGCCAUUGAUAAAGAAGGACGUGUGGUUAAACAGACUGUAGCUCAAUGAGAGAAGCACACCUCUGGACUUAAGAACUUGUUUCAUUAGAAAUCUCAUACACACACACAAUGUAUAUUCUGUCUAAAGUGUCUUCUCCAUUGUUUUCUUUACACAUGUGGUAUAUGGACGGGAUGAGUAAGGAGUCUGAACUCGUGUAUCUGUUAAACAUCUGUUUUUCUUUCCAGUGUGUGGCCACCUAUAAUGCUAUUUAAUAUGGACUGAAUGGACAAUGCAAAUGGUUCUGUGUAUCCAUAUGAUUAAGUUCUGUCAGUUUGUUUUUGUUAUGAACUGUGUAUUUGUGAUUUUAUAUUAUACAUAAAUUAGUCUUUGUCCUGAUAUAAUGUUGAGUGUGUUAAAAGACACAUAUCAGAACAAUGCUCCCUAAGAAUCAUAGUUUUUGAAAAUAAAAAUAAGGAUGCACUUAGGACAUAACGGACAGACAUGCUCAGAAA
Molecule: messenger RNA, 1200 nt
Organism: Chanos chanos (milkfish)
Lineage: Eukaryota; Metazoa; Chordata; Actinopteri; Gonorynchiformes; Chanidae
Gene: mrps26
Product: mitochondrial ribosomal protein S26
Exons: 4
Coding region: 134-757 (207 amino acids)
Cellular component (GO): mitochondrial small ribosomal subunit
Source: RefSeq, a predicted model, not a curated record